Messenger RNA from Portunus trituberculatus (swimming crab), 5217 nucleotides. Its product is annotated as ceramide transfer protein-like. Gene Ontology annotation, biological process: ER to Golgi ceramide transport. Gene Ontology annotation, cellular component: Golgi apparatus. NCBI's taxonomy places the organism in Eukaryota, Metazoa, Arthropoda, Malacostraca, Decapoda, Portunidae. The transcript has 12 exons. Gene Ontology annotation, molecular function: phosphatidylinositol-4-phosphate binding. The coding region runs from base 121 to 2037 and encodes 638 amino acids. The record is from RefSeq and is a predicted model, not a curated record.
UUAUGGUGAGUUAGAGAAGAGAAGAGCCUAGAGGAGCCAGUCAGGUGUGAGGGGCGGAGGAGAACUGACUGUAGGCGCCCUUGGAACCCACUGAGCUGUAAGGACACACACACCACGGACAUGUACGAGGAUUACGUGGCUCUGAGUGACGAGGACAGCGAGGAGGACGCCCACGGACACGCCCACAGACAGCCGCCCGAGUUACAGGGGACAGUGUCAAAAUGGACCAACUACAUCCACGGCUGGCAGAACCGCUACAUGGUGCUGAAGGAUGGCACCAUGAGCUAUUACCGCAACCAGAACGAGACGGCUUUCGGGUGUCGUGGCUCCAUCAGCGUCAAGAAGGCACAUGUCAGGCCCCACGAGAUUGACGAGUGCCGCUUUGACGUGUGCCUUAACGACUGCGUGUGGUAUCUGCGCACCAGCACUGAGGAGGACAAGCACCAGUGGGUCGACGCCAUCCACCAGCACCGGGAAUGUGAUGGUUUGAGGCGACAUGGUUCAGCCCUCUCCCUCACCUCCAACACCCUCUCCACCACCUCAGGCUCCUCCUCAAGAAAGCCAAAGGUAAGGCUGAGGGAGAAACUAGCGGAGAUUGACACCUACCGGGACAUUCUGAUCCGCCAGAUGGACACACUGCAGUCAUACUUUGAUGCCUGUGCUGAUGUUGUCAAGGACCUGAAGACCAUGGAGGCACCCACCUGUAACGGCCUUGAGCCAGAACACGAGAGUGCAGUGGAGGCAGCAAUAGCCUUGGACGGCGGGGCGGCGGCUGAGUCCCCCACACCAUCCCCAUCCCCCUCAGCGGCAAGCCUGGGGCAGCGGAAGCACUCCCCGCCACGCCACCCACACCCCCACCCACACAUCACCAAGGAAACACUACAGAAGCACGGGGCGUAUGCUGCAGACUUCAGAGGAGAGGCGCUGACCUUCAAAGCCACCACUGCCGGCAUCCUGGCCACCCUGAGUCACUGUGUGGAGGUGAUGAACCAGCGGGAGGACUCCUUCAGACGGCGACUGGAGCGUGAGGCAGAGAAGCGGCGGCGGCUGGAGGAGAAGCUGAAGCACGCCCUCUCCCAGAACACACAGGAGGGGCACACUACGGCCAGGGUAGUGGUGGUGGGUGGCCCAGACUAUGAGGAAGGUCCACACAGCGUCAUUGGUGAGGACGAGUUUUAUGAUGCGGUGGAGUCAGCGCUGGACAAGAUGGACGAGGAGGAGGAGUUCCGAGAGCGGCUAAGACAGAAGCAGCGAGCAGCACCCCAACAGCUGGCCACCACACACCCACUCUGGCCCCAGAUUGACAAGCUGACAAUGGAGCAGCUUGGAUACGCCCAGCAGGGUGUGGAGGGCGGAGUAUGGCAGUUGUUUGCUGAGGAGGGCGAGAUGAAGAUGUACCGGAGAGAACUUGAGGAAGGUGGUCUGGUGGUGGACCCCCUCAAGGCCGUCCACCAAGUGCGGGGUGCCACGGCACACGAGAUGGUGCACCACUUCUGGUCCCCAGAUGUCAGAUUUGAGUGGGAUACGAGCAUAGAGCAGAUGACAGUGCUGGACCGGAUAUCCGAGGAUACAUUGAUCUUCCUGCAGCUGCACAAGAGGGUGUGGCCAACUGCCCAGCGCGAUGCUCUCUUCUGGUCACACAUCCGCAAGAUCCCACCCACAGACCCAGCCAACGGAGACGCCUACGACACCUGGAUCGUGUGUAACCAGUCCACUGACCACCCUGACGCCCCGAAAGAUGAGAAGGUGGUUCGGGUGGACUUGACGGUGUGCUUCGUGUGCCAGACCUUCCUGGACCCUCCACCACCUGAAGGGGAGGCACCCACACGGGACAACCUCCUCACCAAGAUCACCUACUGUUCUGUGGUUAACCCCGGUGGAUGGGCGCCAGCUUCGGUGCUGCGGGCGGUGUACAAGCGAGAGUACCCCAAGUUCCUGAAGCGGUUCACCCAGUAUGUGGUGGACAAGUGUGCCGCGCAGCCCAUCAGCUUCUCCGGCCUUCAAAUCAAGGACCACAGCAAGCACUGGAGAGGCUGAGGUGCCCGUGUGUGUGUGUGUGUGUGUGUGUGUGUGUGUGUGUGUGGCAGGCAAGGACCAGUGCAAGCAAGUGGCCAAGGCUGUGAUUAAAGCAACAGUAAAUCAGCAAACCACCAGACUCCAUCAUGGCCAUUGAAGUGUGUGUGUGUGUGUGAGGCCAAGUGCACUGCCAGUAGGGUCUCCAGGGUGUGUGGGUGUGUGGUGUGGCACAGUACAGCGGUGACAGGAGGGAUGCAGGGAGGUGUGUGACCCCAGUGAUGCAAAUCUUGCUAUCUCAUUGAAAUGUAAUGUUCAGAUUCUCAUGUGUACAUUGGCACAAAAUUUUGGAUGGUUACUAUAGGAUCACUUGAUGGAUGUUGAGAGAGAGAGAGAGUGAAAGGAAAGUAGUACAAGAUUUUGGGUGGUUUCUUUAUGAUCAUCUAGAUUUUGUGGGCCAUUAAGUGUCGUGUUUCCAAGGAGACAGAAAGAGCACAAAAUUUUGAAGCAAUCGUUACACGAAUUCGAUUUUAUGGCUGAGUAAAUGCCAGAUGUUGAGAGAGAGAGAGAGAGAGAGAGAUGAAAGAGUCAGUUUUAUGGCUGAGUAAAUGCCAGAUGUUGAGAGAGAGAGAGAGAGAUGAAAGAGUCAGAGAGAGUCAGAUGUUUCAAUUAGAGUAAAGAGUGUACCUGGUGCAUCAGUUGUGGGAUGUGUCUGAUGCCAAAUGCAGUUUAUAGCAAGGUAGGGCAGACAUGUAGGGAGAGAAAGAGAGAGGAGAUAAAGCAGUAAUUCACCAUAAACAACCUAACCAAAACCAGUGCUUGAAAAGAUGCACAAGGAAUCGUGUGUGUGUGUGUGUGUGUGUGUGUGUGUGUGUGUGUGUACAGAUGUUGCUGAAAAUAUGCCAACUCUAUAUCUAUAUAAUAUAUAUAUAUAUAUAUAUAUAUAUAUAUAUAUAUAUAUAUAUAUAUAUAUAUAUAUAUAUAUAUAUAUAUAUAUAUAUAUAUAUACGUAUCUGGAUGACCUUGUAUAAAGCAAGAUACAUACAUGACAAAGUAAACUGUUGCUACCUUCAUCUUGUGUCGGCAUGAGAGAGGCUGAUGAACAGAAGAGUCUUGGGAUGAGAUAUGAUAAUUACUGAUCUUUCCUACUCCUUCCACCAGACAGCCGAGGAAGAGCAGGUGUGUGUGUGUGUGCAUGUGUGUGUGUCACAGGUGUGUCUUGCAGGUGUGUAGUCUUAACGGAGGACCUGAUUUUGCUGUGAUUUUAGCCGUUUCCCCAGGAGGGUGUCCAGGAAGGCAGAGGCCUCGUGCCGUCCCCAAGAAAUGUCCUUGUCUUGUGUUGUUCUUCUUGUUUACUUUCCUUUGUUUUGGAGAAUUUUUCAUGUGUUUAUUCAAUUUUAUUCUGAUCACUUUAGUUUUCAGUUUUUAUAUAUUUAUUCAAUUUGUUUUCAUGAUGUUAGCUCUCAUUUUCUCAUGUUCAUUUUAUUGUUUUCCUAAUUUGUGGUUCUUUUUAAACUAGAUUUUCAUAAUAAAUAUUUUCUUAUCUUUCAUGCUCUUUCCUUCCUUUGUAUAUCUUCUAUACCUCACCUCCUCAACUCCUCACCUGGGCUUUUUCCACUCCCUCACAUCAGCAAGCCUUCUUUACAUAUGCACUUGUGGUUUUCUAGUUCUACAUUUCACAAUGGAUGCAAUAACUUUUUAAUAAUUACCUGAAUAUCUCAUUUGAUGCACCUUGACUUGUUUGACAUUGACACAACCCACUAACAACACCACCAGGAUGUUCUGAAAAUCGGUGUCGUGUUGUAAAUUCUUCCGGAAAGAGAUACUCAAGGUCACAAUGUUAUGAACUAAGGUGUUGGGAUGGACUUUAUUUUCCUCGUGCUUUCAUAUUCUUUCUAUUUUGAAAGCCAUUUUUUUUUUCCAGCACUUUGCACAGCUCUACCUUACUGAAUUUGAAGAAAUAUUUUACAUACAGAGAGUGAGUGAGAUUAUGUAUUUCUAUUCUUUCUAUUACUAAGCUUUUGAUCAUUGUCUUGUUAAUAGGAUAGUCACUACUCAUCUUCAAUGUCAUGGUUGUCACUUUCUGAUAUGGUCAUGGUCACUGGUUUAUAUGAAGUAAGGUUAUGAUUAUUGCUUUAGUGUGGAGACAAGAAUCAUCACCUUAUUCUUAGUUAUGAUUUAUUAUUGCUCUGUUGUGCUUUGUCAUGAAGGCAAGGACCAUUACUUUGUCUUAGUCAUUAUUAUUAUUCUGUUGCCAGAAGAGAAUUGUUUUAAGACUAUGGUGGCUGUUACUUGGUCCUGAAGGGAGGGGGCGUCAUUACUUUACUAGCAAGGUGACGGUCUUUGCUUUGUCACAAGGGUAAGAAUCAUCACUUUGUGAACCAGAUGCAGACAACUUUACUCUUAGGACCUUUGUGCUUGGUGUUAUGAAUACCUCUGUGUAUCGUCUUGAUUCCUUCAUCAGGUGCCUUAUUUCCUUAAGCUGGCUGGGCAGGACUUUCCUCCACGCUCACCCAGUAAACCCUUGGAAAUGUCAGUGUGUGUGUGUGUGUGUGUGUGUGUGUGUAAUUCUAGAAACUCGUAUACUUCCCAGUAGAAGGUUGUCUGAUUCUUAGAAUUUUUACAUAUUCUAUUUUUGUUUGAGAGAGAAAGAGGCUCUGGUACUCCCACAUCUACUCCUAAUGUCCUUUGUGUGUGUGUUUGUGUACAUGUGCAGAUCUUAGCAUUUCCACAUCUGCUGUCUUCAUUGCACUCCUGAUUACAUAUGGCAUUUACUAUAGGAAGAAAUAAUUGUUGCAUGUGAUAUAAGUAACAUAGCAUUCAUCUUUCUGAAGCAUUUCACAGAGGGACAGACAAGGAGAGAAUACAGUCGGACAGGUGUGUGGUGUGGGGCAUUAUCAGUCAUCUCUCUAGUUAAUUUAACCUUCUCACCACUAUUUAACACAUAUUCAUCACAAGCUACCAUAAGACACUGUUCACCACCCAGCUUAAAACAUUACACUGGCUACACCAGAUCAAUCUAUUAAUUCAAUUCUGUUUUCUUUGUUGAGGGUGUUUGUAAGGAUUUUGUACCAAUGGUUUAUGUAUUGUGAAUCAUUGCAUAUCACAGUGACAGGGUGAAAGGUUUACAGGUUAAAAUGAUUUGCAUUAGUACUGAGAAACCUCACCAAGUAUCAGCCAAGAGACACAGGGUCAGUCAGUGUU